This is a messenger RNA of Strongylocentrotus purpuratus (purple sea urchin), 6255 nucleotides long. Its product is annotated as 5'-AMP-activated protein kinase subunit gamma-1-like. Bases 562 to 1695 code for a protein of 377 amino acids. The record is from RefSeq and is a predicted model, not a curated record. The transcript is spliced from 15 exons. Lineage: Eukaryota; Metazoa; Echinodermata; Echinoidea; Camarodonta; Strongylocentrotidae.
AUAACUUUUGACUACAACCUGUGAAUAUUUGCAACUCGAGUGCUUUGGAAUAUAAUUUAUUGGCUUGCAUUCUGCUCGGCUACGCUUUGCGGACUAUACUCUACUGGCAAUACCAGGCUUUUCAACAUUUGGAUUUUAAUAGUCCUUGAAGCGGAAAGCAAAGUACAUUAGAGGAAUAUCAAUUUCAAUCAAACCAAACAACUUGGCGUAAUACUGUUUCACCACCUCAAGCUCUCUUUCUUACAUUUUUCACUACUUGUGAUUGCCAUGGCAACUGCUCAUUAGAGGAAUAUAAUAUUUCAGACAACUCAUCGUUACUGAUAUAGAUGUUGUGAACACCAAGCUUUUAACGUUUCUAUUACUAUCGCCAUCUGCAAUCUGAUAUAGAUGUAGUAACACCAAGCUUUUAACAUUACUAUCGCCAUCUGCAAUCAGCAAGGGAGAUAGAGAGUACAUUAGAGAAUUUAAGUUCCCAGUAGAUCGGAUCUGAUCCUCGCGGGAGUGAUUUGAUCAUAUCUCCGCGGGAGUGAUUUGAUCAUAUCUUCAAGAUGAUUGAUAUCGAUGAGGCUAUGGCUCUGGAGACGGAGGUGGAGGAGAGUCAAGGGGAUAAGAAAAGAUUGGAGCCACUUAGAGUUCGAUCCUACUCAGAGUCCUACGUUAAAAAGAAAGCUUCCCCGUAAGGCCAGUGAUCCUAUAGGGACAAGGGAUUAUUACAAGGAAGAGGAGGAAGAUAUGACCUUUGUGAGGUUUAUGAAGAAUCACAAAUGUUAUGAGAUCAUCCCGACCAGCUCCAAACUAGUCGUCUUUGAUGCAGAGUUAUUGGUGAAGAAGGCUUUCUAUGCCUUGGUGUACAAUGGUGUCAGAGCAGCUCCACUAUGGGACAGCUCAAAGCAAGACUUUGUGGGUAUGCUGACAAUAACAGACUUCAUCAACAUCCUUCAGUACUAUUACAAAUCACCAUUGGUCAAGAUGGAUGAGUUAGAGGAACACAAGAUAGCGACAUGGAGAGAGGUGUUAAAAGAGAAAGCCAGACCGCUUGUGUGGAUCAAUCCAGAUCAAAGUUUGUUUGAAGCUGUUAAGAUGCUCAUCCAACAGAAGAUACAUAGGUUACCAGUCAUAGACAACGCUACCGGCAACGUUAUCUACAUCCUCACUCACAAGCGUAUACUCAAGUUCCUUGCUCUACUGCAAAAGACUGAAAUAAAGAGUCCCUCCUUCCUGAAGAAGACCCUCAAAGAACUCAACAUCGGGACGUACACCAACAUUGCCACAGCUCGACCCGACACACCUCUGAUAACAGCUCUCAACAUGUUCAUCAACAAGAGAGUAUCGGCCUUACCCAUCGUAGACGAGAACAACAAGAUUGUGGACAUCUAUGCCAAGUUUGAUGUCAUCAAUCUUGCUGCUGAGAAGACCUAUAACAACCUAGACAUCACCAUCCAGCAAGCGCUACAGUUCCGUCAGACAUACUUUGAAGGUGUGAGUACGUGCAAGGCUUCAGAGACAUUAGAAACCAUCAUGGAAAGGAUCAUCAAAGCUGGGGUCCAUAGGUUAGUUGUGACUGACGAUGAGAAGCAUGUGAUAGGCGUCAUCUCACUUUCAGACAUCCUUAAUAGUUUAGUGCUCAAACCAGCAGGUGUACCUAGUAGAAAGAGCAGCUCAUCAUCGUCAACACAAGGGUCGCCGCGGGUAUAGCAGGGUCACCAGCAGAGGGCAGUAUUUCCUACAAGUACUAGCAGUUGGGUAUCAGUUCUUAUGUUCCUCAGAGAUCGUACAAGGAGGGCUACGUGGUUUAGAAGAACCAUCAUGAGCACAAUAACAUACGGUUGCUUGAUGUAUCGGGUUCCAGGCCAUGGAUUGCCUGCUAGUGCAUCCUGCUGUAUUGGAGAUCAUGCAAAGUCAUCUCAUCGCCAAAGAUAUUCCCUGACUUAUUUUCUCUGUCAUUUUUUUCAUUGUCACCAAUGUCUUCAUGAUGUUAUAAAAAUAUUAUAUUUUUAUUUUAUUUGAGAAUUAUAGUAGAAUCACCACAGGCACACAGGGAUCAUAAAUAGAAAUAAUUUUCUUUGUGGUAUACAGUCAAUAGAGUUCUACAGAGCUUACACGUUUGCAAAGAGUUACAUGUACAUGUAUUAUAAUUGCACUUUUCAAAGUAAACCUUUUGGCAACAUUUAUAUCUUUUUGAGACAUGAGUCGAAUUAAAAGAUGCACGAGUGUUUGGGAAUUCCAAGCUCGUAGCAGAGUUAAACACAAAGAAAUUGCUUUAUUUGUGAUAUUCCACCUUGUGUUAGCUUUGGUCAGGCAUGUCAUUUGAGCAGCUCGCUAGAAAAGCUGAAGACAGGAAGAUAUGGAGAACCUGUGUCUCAAGGUCCAUUUCAUUGUAGCCUUAACGGCCUCCAACCAAGCUAUGGGACAUAGAUACCUGUAGCUAGAUUUGGUUAGUUAAUUUUGGUUGCUGGGCUAAAAUGUUUAAAGAGUUCACAAAUCACUCAUUAACCAAUUGAGUACUAGAUUAUCUAAUUCACAUAGGCUUAACACAGGGACGACCCGGUUCCAGUAAGCAAAGGGUUAAAAUCUUCCAGGAUGAAUCUGGAGUUUGGAUGAUUCAGUAAGAUCAGGUGGAAGGGAAUGACGGAAGUUGGAAGGACGGACGGACGGACGGACGGACAUUUCAAAUGUUGUCUCUCUAGGUCUUUUCUUAUAUGAUGCUGUAAACAUAUGGAUUGUAGGAAUCAAAAUGGGAAAAGUUGGUGGCCAGUAUACCACUUGUAUCUACUACAACUCGCUUUACUUACCUAUCUGUUAUCAUAGUUGCCAAUCUCCGAUUAGAAUUGCCCCAAUACCUGAGAUUAAGAAAGUUCUUUGAACCUUCAAAGAACUUUUUCAGCUACGGGGCGCAAUUCUAAUUGGCUUUAGAAUGGCAAUUAUGAAGUAGAUAGGUAAGUAAAGCCGACUCAUAGAUAAAAUGUUAGGUCACAAACAUACAGAUAUGCUUUAGAAAAGAGUUCUGUGACACAUCCAACAUUAUUCACCUAUGUGACAGUUUGGGUGUCUAAGUCAAGACGUAUACUGGCGGACUGAAGCUAGCUGCCAUUUUAAAAAACUUUAGUCUGCUUCAGUCUGUCAGCACAAAUCUAAGGAAGUUAUGUGGACUUACGAUACAAAAAUUGUCACACAGGUCGUUAAAUUGUAAUGUGUCUUGGAAUUCUUAUCUAAAUUAUUUAAACCAUCUUUUCUAAAUUAUUCAAACCAUCCUGAUCAAAUUGUUAGUCACUUGUAUAAGGUUCUGUAACACUGCUAUUCUUUCUCCUGUCUUGACAAUGUAAGUGUCCUUUCUGCAUGUGUUACACGGAAUCGAGAGUUAAUACUUUGAUAAUUUUUUAUCAAGCUUUUGAUUAUUUAUUUUGAUUACAUUGUGAUUUUCUACUGAAAUAUUGGAACAUGAAUUUAUGUUUGCUUUUGCAUGAUAUUCUUUUCCCUGAGAAAAAAAUGGAACAUAUCCCAUUUUCCUUGGAAAUUUGAAGAUCAAGCUCACAUAUUUUUCAAAGUGAUGCUCACAUAGUAGGAUAUGCAGAGUAAAGAGAAACACAUGGCAAGGAAUGGUUGUAUACUUUAAUAACUUCAUGCAUAGGGACUUGCUGGUAGAAUUUAUGAAACUGUACAUGUAACUAUAUCAUUAUAGAAGGAAUAUCUAAGUACUGAGAAUGUUCCUUUGAACUUUGUAGCAUUGAAAAUCUUUACAAAGGAAAGUCCUUUAUUUUAAGCUAUCAUCCCUAUAUGAUAUUGUUAGAAGUAUAUUUUUGAACCCCAAUCGAGUUCAAGAUUGUACAACAACUUGGAAAGGGCUUCAUGGUGUCAAUAUAUUCAGGACUUCCAGAUUUGUUCAAGUUAUUAAAACAAAUAUUUCCCCAACCACCAUCAUUAAAAAUUGUAUACCCAGUUACCUGUACUUUAUGAACAAAUGUUUGUUCAAUUUGUUUUUUCUUGACUUACUUUUUAUUUCUUGUGGUUUUAACAAACUUGGGAACCUAUGUGAAGACAAGUAUGUUUUCUUUGCAAUAAUUUUUAUUUUAACUCAUAUUUUGUGAAUGGACUAUGAUUGCAUGUAUACUUCAUUUUUUUUUCUUUUGGUGAUUUUUUGUUUGUUGCCAAAAACCUGUAUAAAUGUAAAUAGAAAGCAAAAUGAAAUAAUUUGUAGCAAAUUGUUUUUGAAAUAUUUAAUAUUGAUAUCACUAAUGAUCACUUUGAUUUGUUGCUUGUUAUCUCGUGGAUAUGAUUCAAGUGUGUUGUCAUUGUUAACAAAUGAACAUCACAACAAAAGUUCAAGUUUCUAGGAAGUUUGUUUCUUUUCCCCCUGUCUAAUUAGAUAAUUUGUAUACCUUUUCCUGUGUCUGAAUCAAGAAUUAUCUGAUUCAAAAAUUGUCUGAUUCAAGAAUAGUCAACAAUUAUUUUGGUAAGUGAGACCCAAAAUACUUGCUUCUACACAAUCUGUUAGGUUACAGAAGCCUACACACUCGAGGGUCCCAUUUUAUGAAACAUGUACCAGCUACAAAUAACAUUGAGACACAAGCAACUGAAAUCAGUUUAUUAGAUUGACUGUGAGUAAAAAAUUUAAAUCCAGAUAUAGACAAAUGUAGACAAAGUAAGGUCUAGACUACAGGAAUUGAACCAUGAGGUCUUUGAUUUCGAGAUAUAACAAAUCACAGACAAUAAGGUUGUCAUACACAAUAUUGAUUCAGCUAUAAUGCAUCAUUUCUAAUUUAUACCUUGCAUAUAGUCAACCAAUGUUCAUUUGUGGAAUAGGCAUUCUUACAGCUUUAGACCUGGGCCCCAUUUCACAAACCUUCUCAUCAGUGACAAAUCAUUUUUUUUUUUUUAUAAGCUAGCGAAAUCCUUGCUUCUGAUUGGUUAUCAGCAGAUUUGUCACUGAUUUUUGUUAUUUGUCCUUGAAAAACAGGCUUUGUGAAACAGGUCCCUGUUGUUGACCAUAGUAACCUAACACAUUUCAGUCCUUAACAUUCACUUUGAUCGGUCUUAAAUUAUCUGCUAUGUAUACUUCUUUCUUUGUUUUUCCCCCUCAUAUCAAAAGGCUAAGAGACAAAUUAUUGAAAAUCGACCAGAGGUGUGUUUGCACUUUUCUGCUGACCACUCAAAAUAAUUUUUAGUUUCUUGUUUUAUCAAAAAAUAUUUGGUAUUUUAUUGACAGUCCGACUUUGAGCCAAGGGAAGGGGGGGGGGGUAUUUUCAUUAUUAUUGUGGAGUUUGUAUGUGUGUGCAUAUCAACAUCCCACCAUUGUAUGUUACACACUUUCUUUAAAAUCAGGGCCUUGUUACAUGAAACUUACCACUGAAGGUAACUUUGCCAUCAAUAUUAACUCAUGAUAAUAUCACUCACCAGCCAAUCAAAUCAGAUUGUAAGUUUUAUGCAACGGGCCACGGAUGUAGAGAAUUGAUAAGUUUAAUUACGGAUGUUGAAUAGUUACAAAUCAAUUCAAUGUUUCAUACUUCCAAAGGACAGGGGCAGACUGGGACUAGAAUUUGUGUGGGUAACUUUGAUGGCCAAAUCUUCUUCAUGAUAUUAAUAUCAGUUGACCUUUAGACCACAAAUCGACCAAUCUCAAUAUGAAUUAUUGAGCGGCUUCAGGGGGGGGGGGGGGGGGGAACUCCCCAAACUUCUAUGGCCAGUCUCACCCCGUCAAAUGGUAUAGAGAUCAUUCAUAAUUGGAUGUGCACUGUAUAUGCACUGUAUGAUAGAAAUAGUGUAUAUCAUACUGUUUUAAUGUCACAACUGGUCUUCUUGAAGUCCAAUGGUAUUGUUUUAGCGACAAAAUAAUUAAACUUUGCAGAGCAAACGAUACAUUUUUCUUUGUACCUGCUCUAUAAGGUGCUAUACCAAAGUCUUUGUAUAAUUGAACUGGAUUAUUUUGGCAAUUGGGUUGAUAGUUGGUCGAUUAUUCUAAAUAUCACUGAAGAUGAUAUCUUGGAAAAUUUGAUUGCAGAUCUAUGGUUUUAUCAAUCUCUUUCUUAGUCCAUGGAUAUUUAAACAAUGUUGGUUAACCUUGUGACUCAAUUAAUGUUAUUAAAGUACACAUGCUUCUUUGUAAUUCUAAAAUCAUGUUUUUUGUUGUUCAACAUGGUUACCCCCUUUGUUUGUAUUGCUGUUACCCCUAACAGAGAGGUGGUAUCGUUCUUAGCAGUGUACUUUUAAAAGUGUUUAUUAUUGAAAUAUGAAAUAAAAUAUUGAAUUUAUCAUACAUGA